CCCUGGUUAAACAGCUGUGAAAAAACAGACACAAAAACAGACACAUCGACGACGACGACUUCAAUUUACGAAUUAGUUAAUUUUAUAAUUGUGCACACAAUGCUCGAGAACUGCCAGAGGCAUCACAUGGUCCUGGGCCUUGGCGCCCUCACCCUCGUCACCAUUUUAGUGCUGAUUGUGGAAUCCCGAUACGCAGCGGAGGGCAGCGUGGCACGACGUCGUAACCAGCAGUUUGUGAUUGAGAAUAAUUCGACGUGCUGGAAACACGAGCCCUACACCGUGGUCCAGGAGUGUCAUCCGUGCUCAGACUUUGACAUCGUCAGUCGCAGUCUGGGCGUUUGCAUACACACACACUACAAGGAGGUGUUGCGCUGUCAGAGUGGCGAAAUUGUGACGAAGAGCUGUGAUCGUGUGGCGUUAAUUGAGCAGCGCAACUUUCUCAAGUUCGAGCUGUUUACCUUUGUGAUGGGCGUAAUCACAUAUUUGGCAAGCUAUGCUCGGGAUCGUGUGCUCUCCCGCCGCAAUUAUAUGCGCAUCGAACGCCAGUUGAAUCGGGUGCAGUAACCCAUGAAGGUCAGGAGUAGGAUCAGGAAAACAAGGAUACUCAAAUCUCUCCCAAUUCACUGUGUACAUAUUUUGAACGUUUGUUUGUAAACGAAUUGCAUAUAAUUUAUUUAGGCAUUAAGUUAAGUACAAUUAAAUUCAUAUGACUAA
Drosophila albomicans is the source of this 714-nucleotide messenger RNA. It is a transcript of the gene JTBR, whose product is annotated as protein JTB. The coding region runs from base 100 to 564 and encodes 154 amino acids. The transcript has a single exon. Gene Ontology annotation, cellular component: membrane; spindle; centrosome. The record is from RefSeq and is a predicted model, not a curated record. Lineage: Eukaryota; Metazoa; Arthropoda; Insecta; Diptera; Drosophilidae. Gene Ontology annotation, biological process: mitotic cytokinesis.